This is a messenger RNA of Ilex paraguariensis (yerba mate), 1914 nucleotides long. NCBI's taxonomy places the organism in Eukaryota, Viridiplantae, Streptophyta, Magnoliopsida, Aquifoliales, Aquifoliaceae. The record is from the annotation of a GenBank genome assembly.
AUGGGUAAUAAUGUGCUGGUCUUGGCUCUCAUACUCGUACUUCUGGUUUUCUUGGGAAGUUACUCUUCACCUUCAGCUACUUCUUCACCUGCAACAUCACCCGUUGGUGGUAUGGCUAUAUAUAUGAGUAUAUGCGCUGAUUCCGCAGAGAUUGUUAGUGGGUUUUUCUCAAAUGCUGUCUCUGUUCUGAUGAAGUGGUUGUGGUCCCUCAAAGCUACUACCAAAACAGCCCUUUCUGGCCGUCCGAUGAUGAAGUUUGAGAGUGGGUACAUUGUUGAGACUGUUUUCGAUGGAAGUAAGCUUGGGAUUGAGCCCUACUCUGUUGAGGUGUUACCGGGUGGGGAGCUUCUGGUGUUGGACUCUGUGAACAAUAAUCUCUACAGGAUCUCUACCCCUUUGUCUCAAUUUAACAGACCAAAGCUUGUUGCUGGAUCUGCUGAAGGAUACUCAGGACAUGUAGAUGGUAAACCCAGGGGGGCCAGGAUGAACAAUCCAAAGGCACUUACUCUGGAUGACAGAGGAAACAUUUAUGUUGCAGACACUGAAAAUAUGGCAAUCAGGAAGAUAAGUGAUGCAGGGGUAACAACAAUUGCAGGAGGUAAAUGGGGUCGUCGAGGGGGGCAUUUAGAUGGACCAAGCGAAGAAGCAAAAUUUUCAAAUGAUUUUGAUGUGGUUUACAUUGGAAGCAGUUGCUCCCUUCUUGUCAUAGACAGGGGAAACCAAGCAAUCCGGGAGAUCCAACUGCAUUUCGAUGACUGUGCUUAUCAAUAUGGAAGUGGUUUCCCUCUGGGAAUUGUAGUGCUUGUAGCAGCUGGAUUCUUUGGCUACAUGCUGGCAUUGCUGCAAAGCAGGGUUGGUACGAAGGAUCAGAAAACAACAACCAUAUCCCAAAGUCCAUUUCAGAAAGCACUGGAAUCAUCAGUCAGUGCCCCGCUAAUUCCCACUGAAGAUGAACAAGAAAAGCAAGAAAGCUUCUUUGGAUCUCUUGGAAGGCUGCUCAUCAAUGCUGGAGCCUCUGUUGCGGAAAUCUUUGGAGGAAUAUUUCCAUGGUGUAGAAGGAAGCCACAGAAUUGUCAAAAUCACAGCCAACAGCCGUACCAGCCACAGCAGAAGUAUUCAAAUACUUGGCCAGUUCAAGCCAGCUUUGUAAUACCAGAUGAAGAUGAGCCCCCUUCUAUGGAACCCCAGAACCCUACUCCUCGGAAAACUUACGCUUUCAUGACCAAGGAUGCCGAAAAAAUGCAACAGCUGCGGCAAAGUCGUGCUUUCUACGGCGGAUGGGAUGGAGACCUCAGCAGCAGCAACAGUCGCUGAAGCAUCAUCAUCAUCAUCGACAUUCUUCAUCCACACCUCAAACUUACUACGAGCAAAGCUCUGAGAAAACCAAUGAGAUUGUGUUUGGAGCAGUUCAGGAGCAAGAUGGGCAGCGAGAAGCUGUAAAAAUAAAGCCUUUGGAUCAUGGGAAUCACAUUUAUGAUCGUCCUAAUAUUCGCCCUCGAAUCAAUUCUAUGGGCUACACUAAUGGCCAUUACAUAUAAAGAUUCUGGUGUUUCAAGCUUGUUGCAUCUUGAUAGCCUGCAUUCAAAAUUAGGAUAUAGCAAGUGUUAAACAUACCAUGGGAGCUGCGGUGGUUCUGUGCCAUGUAUACUUGGUGGCCAAAGCAUCCUUCUUGAAGAAAUAAAUGGGAGUCCUGUGUAAAGUUGAUGGGAUGUUCUUCUUUCCGAUGCUCUGUUAAAUUCCAAAUAAAUUUUGGCUUCCUUCUUAUGUCUUUCUAGGGCACGAAAUAAGGCGUAGUCAAAAAGACUUGUCAACAACAAUUUUGAUGUUGGCCAUAGUCAUGGUCAUGGCCAAUGACCGUAGCAUGUGCAUUGUUUUGUGCUUGUGUAUUAUCAUACAGAAGAAUCGAAUCCAAAC